UUUUACGCACAUUCGGUCGAUUGUGGGACUUCGAGGAGACGAAAGGAGCUCCAAAAACCGUGUGCCAAAACAAAAAAUUCCCUCGUUCUUCCGGAAAAAUUAAAAAUUGUGACUUUCGCCAUCAUGGAGAUCGAAUUUCAUCAGGAUAUGGUGUUACCAAGUGCCAAAUACGAAUAUUUGGACCAUACUGCAGAUGUUCAGUUACACGCUUGGGGUGACGACCUCAAAGAGGCCUUUGAGCAAUGCGGCGUCGCCAUGUUCGGCUACAUGACAGAACUCGAGACGGUCGAUGUGAAAAAAUGCUAUCAAAUUGAGGCGCAAAGCGACGAUCUCGAAGGUCUCCUUUUCAAGUUCCUCGAUGAAUUGUUGUUCCUCUUUUCCGCAGAGCCCUUUUUAGUUUGUAAGAAAUUAGAAAUUACCUCGUUCGAUGUCACCAAAUUUCACAUUGUCUGUUCCUGUUACGGCGAACCUUUCGACUUGACGAGGCAUCCACAAGGUACGGAAGUCAAAGCAAUUACUUACUCCGCCAUGCAAAUUAUCCAGCCGACGGAGGAGAAGAAAAAAGCAGAAGUUUUUGUGAUUAUUGACAUUUAGGGCGCGCACUUAAUAAAGAAUUGACGGAAAAAUUUUAAAA
Messenger RNA from Culicoides brevitarsis, 634 nucleotides. RefSeq names its product protein archease-like (gene Archease). Gene Ontology annotation, biological process: tRNA splicing, via endonucleolytic cleavage and ligation. Gene Ontology annotation, cellular component: tRNA-splicing ligase complex. The record is from RefSeq and is a predicted model, not a curated record. Bases 124 to 594 code for a protein of 156 amino acids. Lineage: Eukaryota; Metazoa; Arthropoda; Insecta; Diptera; Ceratopogonidae. The transcript is spliced from 3 exons.